Molecule: messenger RNA, 2286 nt
Organism: Microthlaspi erraticum
Lineage: Eukaryota; Viridiplantae; Streptophyta; Magnoliopsida; Brassicales; Brassicaceae
Source: the annotation of a GenBank genome assembly
AUGUCCACAACGUACUUUUCUUCUUCCUCUUCUCUUAUUGUGAUCGUCUUCACAUCUCUCCUCUUCGCUUCCAUUUCCUCACUCCAAACUCCCAAGCAUUAUGUAGUGUACAUGGGCAGUCCCGUUGAAGCUGAUUUACAUAACGGAGAAGCUUCAUAUUUCCAAUUGUUGGACACUCUUCUUCCAAGGGAAGAGAGUGAAAGAAGCAAAGGAGUACAUCAUUACAAGCAUGCCUUUAGAGGCUUCUCCGCUAUGCUCACCGAAGAAGAAGCCGCGGCGUUUUCCGAACAUGAUGAGGUGGUGUCGGUGUUCGAAGAUCCGAUGCUUCAACUUCACACAACUCGGUCAUGGGAUUUUCUGGAGUCACUUUCAGGAGUUGCGUCUUCAUUCCCUAUUUAUAACAGUUUUCAUGGAUCAUCUGAUAUCAUAAUUGGCGUUGUGGAUACCGGGAUAUGGCCAGAGUCUCCAAGUUUCAAUGAUAAAGGGUUUGGAGAAAUACCUUCAAAAUGGAAAGGCACUUGCAUGGAAGGUCCUGACUUUAACAAAUCCCACUGUAACAGAAAGCUGAUCGGAGCAAGAUAUUACACAUCAGCCGGAGCCAAGUCGGCAAGAGAUGCCAACAGUCACGGGACACACACGGCCUCCACAGCGGCCGGAGCUCACGUGAACGGAGCCAGUGACCGUGGCCUUGCGCGUGGGACGGCCAAGGGAGGCCAGCCAGGGUGUAGGAUUGCCGUCUACAAAGUAUGCAACGACGACGGUUGCUCCGGCUCCGCCCUCUUGAAAGCCAUAGACGAUGCGGUCAAUGACGGCGUUGACCUCAUCUCUAUCUCCAUUGGCUUGAAUGCUGCAAGUAGACCGGAUUAUCUGUCCGACCCAAUUGCCAUCGGAGCCUUCCACGCAGAGCUCAAGGGCGUUAUGGUCAUUGCCUCUGCAGGUAACGACGGCCCCGACCCCUCCACCGUCACCAACGUUGCACCAUGGAUAGUUACUGUGGCUGCUUCCACCAUUGACAGAAACUUUCAGUCUUCCGUCAUCUUGGGCAGCGGCAAGGUUUUACGAGGAGCAGGGAUCCAUUUCUCCAAUGCCACAAGAUCUAAGGCGUACCCUCUUGUGUAUGCAAGAAAUGUUGCUGCUGCAUCUACGCCUUUUGAAGAUGCAAGGGCUUGUCUUCCGGGAGCCUUGGACCCCAAGAAAAUAGCCGGGAAAGUUGUUGUUUGUGUGAUGUCAAGCACUACUGGUAUAACAAAGCGAAUCAUCAAGUUGAUAUUAGAAGAUGCUGGAAGCAGAGGUUUGAUUUUGAUAAACAAAAAGGAGAAGAUUAUAGCUUUUGACUCAGGCGAUUUCCCUGUAUCAGAAGUUGAUAUGGUUGAUGGUUACAAGAUUCUCAAGUACAUACUUCAUACCAAGAAUCCAACCGUUACGAUUGUCCCAACCGUUGAGAUCAAACGAACUAAACCUGCACCUGUUGUUGCAAUCUUCUCUUCUAGAGGUCCUGCUUCUCUAACAGAGAACAUUCUCAAGCCGGAUGUAAUGGCACCCGGUGUUUUGAUUUUGGCGGCCGUAACUCCACCGGAGAAUGCUAAAAGAUCCACACCAACGUAUGGGUUAAGGUCAGGAACAUCCAUGUCUUGCCCUCAUGUAACCGGAGCAGCCGCUUUCGUCAAGGCUUUUCGACCCUCUUGGACUCCCUCUAUGAUCAAAUCUGCCCUCAUGACCACAGCAAUACAAUAUGACAACAUGAGAAGAGCAGUGACAAACACCUCCAGACUCACAUCAACACCUCACGAAACCGGUGCCGGAGAAAUCAAUCCUCACCGAGCAAUCAAUCCAGGGCUUGUCUUUGAAACAACUGCACUAGACUAUCUCCAAUUCCUUUGCUACUUCGGCUACUCUCAGAAAACCAUAAGCAAAACACUCACCAAAGCAAAUUUCAUUUGCCCCCAAAAAGUCUCUGAAGAUCUUAUCUCCACCAUCAAUUACCCAUCCAUCUCCAUUGGAAACCUGCGUCGUGGCCAACGUUACCAAAAGAUCAUCGAAAGAACUGUCACAAAUGUUGGACCGGAGAAGAAUGUGACGUAUGUUGCUCAUAUCGAAGCUCCAGAGGGAUUGGUGGUUAAAGUCACACCAAAGAGACUUGUGUUUGGAGAAAACGUGAGCAAAGUUUCAUUCAAGGUUUGGUUCUAUGGGAAGACGAGUGCAUCAAAGGGUUAUCAUCAUGGGUCUUUAGAAUGGUCAGAUGGUUACCACUUGGUGCGGACCGUUUUUUCAGUUAAAAUUAAGUAA